UUCGAAUCACGCCCGUUGAAUAACGCUAUUUGUCGCGACACACCUUGGGCCGUUUCGCCACCGAGUUCCGUCGACCAACGCGAUCAACCACGUGUCGUCGAAUGGGUGUCUGGAUGUCCACGUCCGAGCGCCGCCGUCGGUCAGCGGCAACGUCGUCAUCGGCCGCGUCGACGCAGCCAAAGUCGUCGGGCAUGCGGUCGUUCUUACUUGGUUUUUCAACGGCACUGACGCGGUCGCUCAAGUCCAAGUCGCGCGCAUCUGUGAUUUAUGCGGUGAGCGACGAGGUCCAUCUCCAUGUUGACACGGCGUCGUUUGACGGCCUCUUUUGCCGCGGCCUCGCAUCGUCCGACGAGUACCACCACUACAUGCCACCCAACAUGCCGCUCUUCCCCGUGUACGAGCCCAGCUACCACGCAACGUGCGCCCGGACGUGGAAGAGUUUGUGCAUGGGCAGUACCCCCAAGAUGCAGUCGUACCACAAGGACGGCAUCGUGCUCUUCUACGACGAGUUCUUCCACCGCCUCUUUCAGCGCGACCCGAGCUUCACCGACGUCUUUCCUGGCAUUCGAAAGCGCAUUGAAGUGCUCAUCAAAGCGCUCAAGUUUAUGCUGCCCGAGACCAAUGCCACGUCGCCCAUCGAUGUCAUGCACCGGUGCCGCCACCUCGGGCACCGGCACAGGACGAUCAAGAAGGUCCGGCCACACCAUUUCGCCGUGUACACGAGCACGCUUAUCGAAGUCGCCAUGUUCUGGCUUGACAACGAAGCGACGCCGGACGUGGGCGAAGCGUGGAGCAAUCUUGUUGGCUUUCAUCUCAAGUUUAUGCUCCAAGCCUACCUGCAUGAAAAUGUGGUCCCGUCCGAGUGGAGCCAAAACGUGACGAUUCCGACAGCCCACACCAUUGCCCGCAAAAAAUCGAGCACGGUCCUCACCGAUGCACGCGUGAGCGGGCGACCAGCACAGCGACCGACGAUACCCGAGCCCUUUCUAGCAACGGCGGCCCCCGAGACGGCACCAGUGGUAUCGACGCCUGGAACACCGACGACAGCGCAGCUACGCGAGCGGCGGGCGUCGCGCACGCAUGCAUGGCUAUAGCCGCCUUCGAUAGAGCUAUUUAUUUAGAUUUGACCUCAAAUAGGAUACGCGAAGAAGCGUUUAGAGUAAACUCGCCAAUACAAUUGUCAUGCCCGUCGUCGGGCCAAGCCAAAUAAUGUACAAC
This is a messenger RNA of Saprolegnia diclina VS20, 1218 nucleotides long. RefSeq lists its product as hypothetical. Lineage: Eukaryota; Oomycota; Saprolegniomycetes; Saprolegniales; Saprolegniaceae. Gene Ontology annotation, molecular function: heme binding; oxygen binding. The transcript has a single exon. The record is from RefSeq and is a predicted model, not a curated record. The coding region runs from base 102 to 1094 and encodes 330 amino acids.